Mytilus californianus (California mussel) is the source of this 3186-nucleotide messenger RNA. Its product is annotated as COP9 signalosome complex subunit 1-like. Bases 26 to 1498 code for a protein of 490 amino acids. The record is from RefSeq and is a predicted model, not a curated record. The transcript is spliced from 13 exons. Lineage: Eukaryota; Metazoa; Mollusca; Bivalvia; Mytilida; Mytilidae. Gene Ontology annotation, cellular component: COP9 signalosome.
GUUUACAGAAGAAGCUUCCGGAAAAAUGCCGCUGUCAUUUCAGCAAGGUUUACUGCAGGGAGCUGCAGAACCAAUGCAGGUAGAUGGACAGGUGGAAGAAAAUGAUAAUGUAGAGGAAGAUCAGUUUGUUGUUGAAAAUUCUUCUAUAGAUUUAGAGCAGUAUGCCAGUCAGUAUUCAGGAUUAGCCAAGCUUAAUAGAUUACUAUUUAUAUCUGAUCACUGUCCACCAUUAAAGGUUGAAGCACUUAGAAUGGCUUUGUCUUAUGUCCUCACAACAUACAAUACAAAUCUUUAUCAGCAAGUCCAUAGAAAGCUCCAAGAGGCAGUAUCUUCAUCAUCCAGUUUACCAGAUGCAGUGGCAGGUAUUGUACACAAUGUUCCUGGUUUAGAUACACAGUGGAUAGAAAUAACGUCAAAGAAAGCUGCUCUCAAAUUAGAAAAACUUGAUACAGAUCUAAAAAACUACAAAAGUAAUUCCAUCAAAGAAAGCAUAAGACGAGGCCACGAUGACUUGGGAGAUCAUUAUUUAGAUUGUGGAGAUUUAAGUAAUGCAUUAAAAUGUUACUCCAGAGCUAGAGAUUAUUGUACCAGUCCUAAACAUGUGGUUAAUAUGUGUUUAAAUGUAAUAAAGGUUAGUGUAUAUUUACAGAACUGGUCCCAUGUACAGAGUUAUGUGAACAAAGCAGAGAGCACCCCAGAAAUGACAGAGCAUUCACAUGCAAAAGAUGGUGGACAAUCAGUGUUAACAAAAUUAAAGUGUGCUGCAGGACUUGCAGAUCUGGCUACAAAGAAAUACAAAUCAGCCGCCAAAUAUUUCCUUCAAGCGAACUUUGAUUAUUGUGAUUUCCCUGAGUUAUUAUCACCUAGUAGUGUAGCCACUUAUGGUGCAUUGUGUGCGUUAGCAUCUUUUGAUAGGUCAGAAUUACAGAAAAAUGUUAUAUCUAGUGGUUCAUUUAAAUUGUUCUUAGAAUUAGAGCCACAGCUUAGAGAUAUUAUACACAAAUUUUAUGAAUCUAGUUAUGCACAGUGUUUACGACUUUUAACUGAAAUAAAGGAUACGUUACUACUAGAUAUGUACCUAGCAUCCCAUGUGAAUACACUGUACACACAGAUACGAAACAGAGCUUUAUGUCAGUAUUUUAGUCCAUAUUUAUCAGCUGACAUGAGGAAGAUGGCAGAGGCAUUCAAUACAACUAUUACUGAUUUAGAAGAUGAAUUGAUGCAAUUAAUAUUAGAUGGUCAGAUAAAUGCUAGGAUAGAUUCACAUAAUAAAAUUCUAUAUGCCAAAGAUACUGAUCAGCGAAGUAGUACAUUCGAAAAGUCUUUAGCUAUGGGUAAAGAAUAUCAACGAAGAACAAAGGCUUUGAUUUUACGAUCAGCUAUACUGAAAAACCAGGUUCAUGUUAAAAUUUUUUUAAUUCAGAGUCCGCCCAGAGAUGGAGGCCAAGGUGGAGAGAUGUCAAUAGCACCAGGUUCAGCAUCCUCUGCAAGAAAUUGAGAAAUGUGUCAAAUAAAUGUUUCUGUGAUAAACAUUGGACUCAGGACCAUGUGAUUGCUACAGUGCUACCACCGUAAAGGGGGAUAAUUAAGUGCUAGCUUUAGCUUCCGAGAGAUUCCGUGAUGAGUGAUCAUUAAAACAUGUUACUGAUUUCACAUGUUGUCAUUGUAUGGUUAAUGAAUCAUGUUCUGUACUCAGAAAAUCCUAAUAAAUUCUUAAUUUUAUGUAGUGCCAUUUAUUUUAGCAUCAAUUUAAGGUAUCUUCAUAAAAUUGUCAGAUUUGUACCCCAUUUUAUAUUAGAUAAGCACAAGAAAUAAUAGUCUGUAUUUCUUUUACUGUCCAUACCCAGAAACCUUUUUAAUACUUAAAGUCAAAUUUGCUUAAAAUCUAUUUCAGACUAAAAUUUGUAUUGUCUAUUAAACCUAAUCUGUCACAAAUUUUUUGUUGAAACUGAAAGGACAGUUUUGUAUGAAGAAUAGACCAUUACAAACUCGCAGAAGGAUGAUUGAUUUUUUAGCCUUAUCAAUUGUUAUCACAUUUUCCUUUUUUUUCAGCAUAGACACAGUUCAUAAAAAAUCAGUAAAAUGUAAUGAAUUCCACAUUAAUCAGUUUUGUUUUAUAAAUCUGAAUGAGAAUGUAGGAAAGUUUAUGUAAUGGAUAUUUGCAACUGAACCAGUAAAAGGUUUUUAGAUAUUCACAGUAAUUGAGACAUUUAAUAAAUCUAAUUAGUUAUUGUAAUGCAACACUCCUUCUGCUUUUGCAAGUUUAUUUUCUGUUCUAGUGAUUUUCUAUUUAUGUAUAACAUCCUAUGAAAAAGGUAUAGUUUAGGAAAAACAAACCUGGAUUUUUCAAAGACAUGUGUCAUGUUAGCCAUAUACUUUACCAGAAAAUAAAAUGGCCAAGUAAAAACAGAUAAGAGAAAUACCUUUAUGAAAUUCAAAAUUUCAACAUAACGAUUAAGAUUUAUCUGAUAUUCCAGUUUUGGACAAACAUGACUACUGUAAAAGCAGAAAUUUUUGUGGAGGAUAUAAUUUCGUUUAUUUCGUGGAAAGAAUAUAUCCACGAAAUUAAAACCCCCUCGAAAAUUUAACCUAAAUAUAAGAUCACUUCCAAAUACUGGAAACCACGAAAUUAAAUCCCCAUGAAAUCUUAUAUAGAGACAAAACCACGAAAUUUUGACCCCACAAAAAAUUAAUGUUUCUACAGUAUUUAGAUUUAUCUGAUAUUCUAGUUUUGGACAAACAUGACUAUUUAGAUUUAUCUGAUAUUCUAGUUUUGGACAAACAUGACUAUUUAGAUUUAUCUGAUAUUCUAGUUUUGGAAAAACAUGACUAUUUAGAUUUAUCUGAUAUUCCAGUUUUGGACAAACAUGACUAUUUAGAUUUAUCUGAUAUUCUAGUUUUGGACAAACAUGACUAUUAAGAUUUAUCUAAUAUUCCAGUUUUGGACAAACAUGACUUUAGAUUUAUCUGAUAUUCUAGUUUUGGAAAAACAUGACUUUAGAUUUAUCUGAUAUUCCAGUUUUGGACAUUGCUUCAGGCAGAAGGAUUGUUGUAUUGUAGAAUGCCAAAUUUGGAAACUUUCAAGUUUCAAUUAUUUUAGUUAUGAAUUUUAUCUCUUAUGUAUGUCAAUCUUAUACAAGACUGAAUUUAAGAGGUUUAAGUUAAAUAAAGAUAUAAUUUGUGUAA